Molecule: messenger RNA, 378 nt
Organism: Penicillium angulare
Lineage: Eukaryota; Fungi; Ascomycota; Eurotiomycetes; Eurotiales; Aspergillaceae
Exons: 2
Coding region: 1-378 (125 amino acids)
Source: RefSeq, a predicted model, not a curated record
AUGGACACUUUGAACGCCUUGCUGGACGGCGAGACGCGCACCAUCCAAAUCCUGGACUACCAACUAGACGUUCUCCGCAUGGCGUCGACCUCUGAGCGACAGCAAUGUAUCAUCACCUUGGUAGAUGAGUCUAUCGCAACAUGGACCAACACCGAUGAAACAAUCCAAUGGACUCGUUCCUUGAUGAGUGAUGAUGAAGUGGUAGAGCUGUAUAUUGUUUUAGGCUUCUAUUCUAUGAUUGCUCGCAUGACUAGGAGUCUGAAAGUUCAGAAGGACGCUCUCAUCGCGGACCAGAGCCAGGCUAUUGUGCAGAACGUAACCAAGAAUGCAGCCGGUAACUGCGAGGUUGGAAAGCUAGAAUUAGCAGAUGUAAACUAA